Chelonia mydas (Green sea turtle) is the source of this 3824-nucleotide messenger RNA. It is a transcript of the gene INSC, whose product is annotated as INSC spindle orientation adaptor protein. Gene Ontology annotation, biological process: apical protein localization; asymmetric cell division; establishment of mitotic spindle orientation. Gene Ontology annotation, molecular function: protein binding; cytoskeletal adaptor activity. NCBI's taxonomy places the organism in Eukaryota, Metazoa, Chordata, Testudines, Cheloniidae. Gene Ontology annotation, cellular component: apical cortex. The coding region runs from base 110 to 1765 and encodes 551 amino acids. The record is from RefSeq and is a predicted model, not a curated record. The transcript has 13 exons.
UGAAUAUUAUUACUGUAUGUCAGAAGAGUGCAUUGACACUCUAUUGUACUAUAUCGGUCUGACUUUAUCCUGUUUUGAUUUAUUUAUUUCAUUUUAGAUUUUCUGGCCUAUGAAGAAGCACACUAACAGACUGAGAAGCAUGGCUUGUCAAGGUGAUGACUACUUAGAUUCCCUUCCACUGCCUGUUCAGCGGGAUUGGAACCCACAUGUUCCCUCUCCCAGCAUGCACUUAAUUCAGGUGGAUUCCGUGCAGCGUUGGAUGGAGGACUUGAAGUUGAUGACGGAUUGUGAAUGUAUGUGUAUUCUUCAGUCCAAACCAAUCAGCACAGAGGAGGAUGCACAGAAUGAACUUAUCCUUUCAUCACAACAUAGUGCAUAUGAUAACUUGCAGUUAUUGUUAAAAAGGGCUUGGAUCAUAAGCACAGAGUUGACCAGGAUUGCUCAAAAACUAGAGAAGAACAGAUGGCAAAGAGUUCACAGCAUGACAGUAAGAGUCAAUUGUCACGUACGUUCAAUGAUAAACGAAUACAAUAGCUUCACUAGAAAUUCCUUAGAAGAAAUGCACCAGUUUGAAAAACUUUUAAUUGAAAAAUGUUCAGAAUUUACAGCAGUCACGGAAAGGUGCAUACAAACUGAAGACAAACGGACAUUACAGUCCAUGAAAUCUUGUAUUAAUGAAACAUUAACCACAGUCGCACAGUAUUUCGGCCAGUUGAUAGAAUUGGCCUUAACAUAUGAGAUACAGAAUCUUGUGAGACAAAUAAAUUCAUCAGAUAAUAUAUAUAUCACCGAAUCAUCUACCAGUGGUUUAUUCAGCCUUACCCAAGAGGGUGCUCAGUUGUGCCGCAUCAUAGCUAAGGAAGGAGGUGUUGUUGCUCUCUUUAAGAUCUGCCGCCAGGAUUGUUUCAGGUGCCUUUAUCCCCAGACUCUCAGAACACUGGCAUCUAUAUGCUGUGUGGAGGAAGGGAUUCACCAGCUGGAAAAGGUCGACGGGAUAUUGUGCUUGGCUGACAUUCUCACAGAUAGUACCCACUCUGAAGCCACUCGUGCAGAAGCAGCAGCGGUAAUAGCACAAAUCACAUCUCCACAUCUCACUUUCACUCAGCAUCUCAGCAGCUUUCUGGAGAAUAUGGAGGAAAUUGUCACAGCACUUGUCAAAUUGUGCCAAGAGGCCUCAUCUGGUGAAGUUUUCCUUCUGGCUUCAGCAGCACUUGCCAAUAUUACAUUUUUUGACACAAUGGCUUGCGAGAUGUUGCUUCACUUGAAUGCAAUGAAAAUUCUUCUAGCAGCUUGCGCUGACAAGCAGAUAGUGGAUACUCCAUAUUCUCGAGAUCAGGUUGUGACAAUAUUAGCAAACAUGUCUGUGCUGGACCAGUGUGCUUCAGAAAUAAUUCAAGGAAAUGGUGUUCAGCUUUUAAUGGAAAUGCUCUUUGAGAGAUCAUCUUCUGGGAAUUCAGCAGAGGUCACUGCUUGUGAGCGAGUUCAGCAGAAAUCUGCCGUUACUCUGGCACGGCUCAGCCGAGAUCCUGAAGUGGCACAUGCAGCCAUAAAACUCAGCUGUAUUCCUCGCCUUAUAGAACUCUGCAGAUCACCCACUGAAAGAAAUAACAGUGAUUCUGUUCUAGUGGCUUGUCUGGCAGCCUUACGAAGACUAGCAGUUAUGAGUCCUGAUGGCCUUGAGGAUUCAGAUUUCCAGCAGUUGGUAAAGCCUAGACUUGUGGAUUCCUUUUUGCUGUGCACAAAUAUGGAAGAGAGCUUUGUAUAAAUGACUAAAUAUAGCCUCCAAAGCAAUUGAAAUAACACAUGCAGAAUGAUGUAGUUCUAACAAUUAUUUUUAUGAUUAAUUUAUUUUAAAACUAAGGUCUGGUAUGUAGAGAAAAAGAGACAGAAAAAGCAAUCUUGUAUCAGUGGUUUGAGCAAGUAAUCCACCCCCCCUCCCGUUUUUCUGCAAUACUUAUGGACAUGUCAACAAAUCAGAAAAUUAUGAGUAUAACUAUUGUCAUGUUAGAUUUGGGGCCAGAUUUUCUUCUUGAUUACACUGGUGUGAUGAGAUUGCAGCAUGAUAACUAGGGGGAAUUUCAUCCCUUGAUUUUAAAUGUUAUGACAUUUUAUCACUAUUUCUUUGUAAUUACAGUACUAUUAAGUUGUCCAAAAGAUUUAUUAGCUUAAUGCACUCAUUUCACAAAAAUUGAUUCUUAAAAAUGCAAAAAUAAACUUCAAUACAAUAGAAACAGUACCAUCUGGGCACAAAAUUCUCAAGUCUCCAUUCAGGUAUGCUGAUUUGCUGAUAUGUUGAAGAUCUGGUCCUACUUUUUUUUUUAUAAACAGAACUGUGGAAAUACCUGCACAGGAUUAGAUACUGAAGGUAUGUAAGAAAUCAAAUAGCCACAUUUUCAAGACUGAAUUCUGAGAUUUUUUGAGAGUUGAUUUAGGCUGUCUAAAAAUGUGGUCCUUUACAGAAUAUAUAGUUACAGGUCAUUUUUUCCCUAUUUUAAUUACAUGAAAUUAAAAAAUCCUGGAAAAUGAUAGUUUGUAAAAAUAUGUACAGAAAUAUACCUGAUUCUGUACAAAAUGUUUAGAUAUCCACAAAUAACUUAGCAUGUCACACAAAUCCGUUUUCCUUGCAUUCCAUAGUUGUACGUGAAUUCCCGUAGUGCAUAAGCCCCAACAUAUUUUUAGUGAUUCAAGCCAAUACUUGUUUGAAAGUAUGUGUGCAUAUAUUUUAAAAAACAGGUAAACAGAUUAUAACUCUGACUGAACCUUGAGUUAUUCUGUUUUCCUAGCUUGUCAUUUUUCUUUAAAAUGUAGGGUGGAAUUUUAAAAUUCACUCAAAGUUGGCAGAAGAAAAUUCCAUUUGUAGAUGUUUACAUAGAGGGUAGAAUUGAUUGAAAAAUGGGAAUUUUUUCAUCAAAAAUGUUUGAACUUCGAAAUUUUUCAGCCAGCAAUGUCAUAGGAGUCUUUUUGCUUUUACGUCUCUAUAGUAACUCAGGAAGAUUUGUGUUUUUGACGUUUUGUGGUUGUUUGUGAAUACUGCUCUGAAUAAUUUGUGGUAGGCAACUAUCUGGUGCUAGGACCUCUGCAAAAAAAAAAAAAAAAAAAAAAAAAAAGGAAAGAGAAACCCUACUUCCUGAAUUUACCUCACAGAAGUGUUCUGAGGCUUAAUCCAUUAAUAUUUGUUUAGUGUUUUGAGAUUUGAAUGAACGGCACUGUGCAAGUGCUAAAUUGUCAUCAUCGUCCCAGUUUUGAUGAAAGAUGCUUCCACCUUUCAUCCUAUGUAUGACAAAGUCCAGCUUAUUUCCAGAUGUGUAGGAGCGCAGAAGAAGUUUAUUUGCUGACAUCUUCAUGGUGAUGUCUUAGGUCAACCAUGUAUUUAUCCUAGAUGAAGGUUAACAUGCUUUUUAUAAAUAUUAGCAUAUAUACAGUGACCGCUGCUUUAAGCAACCACUCAAAGUUCAGACAAAAAUCAGAUGCUUUACAGAGAUGCUUUUCUUAUAUGAGUGGAGAUUACUUCUGCUUAGUAUACCAUGACUAUUUUGAGGCGGCCCUUUAAGACGUGACGGUGCACUGUAAGGAUUGGUCUGUUGUAAAGGCUUCAUUGUAUUAUACCAGUGACUUUGGCACUUUCCUCACUAAAAGUAAAUACAUAUUUGAACUGACACAUUAAAUGGUGAAAUCAUCAUUCCUGGUGUAAACCAUUUAACUUGAUAGCAACACAUAGGAUAGUAGAGUUUACUACAGGGAUCCUAUUAAGAUGUUAUAAUUUAUCUUUAUAAUCCAAAAUUGCAUAUAAAGGGCCAAAUUCUGCUCUGUCCCAUUGUUGUAAA